Molecule: messenger RNA, 620 nt
Organism: Thamnophis sirtalis
Lineage: Eukaryota; Metazoa; Chordata; Lepidosauria; Squamata; Natricidae
Gene: SRP14
Product: signal recognition particle 14
Biological process (GO): SRP-dependent cotranslational protein targeting to membrane
Cellular component (GO): signal recognition particle, endoplasmic reticulum targeting
Molecular function (GO): 7S RNA binding; endoplasmic reticulum signal sequence receptor activity
Source: RefSeq, a predicted model, not a curated record
CGUAUCCUCGCUACUUCCACUUCCUGGCCGGGUGUCCGUCCGUUCGGCGGCGGUUGGGAGUGGGCUGCGUUUGCGUCAGGUGCCGGGAAGAAGCGCGCGGGGCGAUGGUGCUGCUGGAGAGCGAGCAGUUCUUGACAGAGCUAACCAGGCUUUUUCAGAAAUGCAGGACCACAGGCAGUGUCUAUAUAACGUUAAAGAAAUAUGAUGGUCGGACAAGACCAAUUCCACGCAAGGGCCAUCUUGAGAGUUUUGAGCCUGUAGACAACAAAUGUCUUCUUAGAGCCACAGAUGGGAAGAAAAAAAUAAGCACAGUGGUGAGUUCAAGGGAAGUUAACAAAUUCCAGAUGGCAUAUUCAAAUUUGAUUAGAGCCAAUAUGGAUGGUUUAAAGAAGAAAGACAAGAAAAGCAAAAACAAGAAAAGUAAAGCAACACAAUGAUAUAAAAAACAUUUCUCCAAAGGAUGGACCCAUGUUUUACCCCACAUUUUUCUUUAUGUAACCACUUACCUUUUGACUAAUAACUGAAUUUACCAACUAGUAAUUGAAGAGUAAGCUUCUUGUACAGAGAAUGCUCUCAGGAUUGUGAUACACAAAAAUAAAUAUCUCUAAUGCAUAAAUUUA